Messenger RNA from Alternaria incomplexa, 669 nucleotides. RefSeq lists its product as uncharacterized. The coding region runs from base 1 to 669 and encodes 222 amino acids. The transcript has a single exon. The record is from RefSeq and is a predicted model, not a curated record. NCBI's taxonomy places the organism in Eukaryota, Fungi, Ascomycota, Dothideomycetes, Pleosporales, Pleosporaceae.
AUGGCCGCCGCAACCCAGCCCGAUGGCUUCUUGACUCUUCCCGCCGAGCUCCAAGUCAAGGUCUACAAAUACGUUCUUGCCGCCGCUCCGAAAGCACCUGGCCCAGGUAAUCUCGCACCUUAUGCCGGUCUCCUUCUGUCGUGCAAGAAGGUUGCCUUCGACUUCGAGUACGAAUGGGCGAAACACUACAACGCGCGUCUCCAACAUAUCGUCGAGAACACUUGCUUUCACCCAUUGCCUGUCAAACGGUAUGUGCAUGCGGCGCAUCUUCGUAUCUUAGUCACACAGCCGCGGCCGGACCCGGGCCCAUACAUUUACGAAGUACGGGCACCACCAGACUUCAUGGAAAUGACGCGGUUCUACACUCUGAGGCUACCCUACCCAGCCCGCAGUCUUACAGUAGAUCAAUUUCUCUCCACAGGUCAAGCACUUCAACUCCAGGCCCUGCAGUCAGGAGUCGCAUCAAGCGGAGUCUUCUCUCGGGUUGACUUCAGGGCGCAGGAAAUACACUGUUCUUCUAAACCGGUUUUCGAACGCCAACACUCCCAGAGUAGCCAGCAUGGAAGCCAGAGCGAUCAUGUUCGGCGUCUGACCCUCGAAUCCAUACCAGAUGAGAUUCGGGAUCAGAUUUGGUACCAUGUGCUAUCCGAGGGUCCGACUAUGGAAUAG